This is a messenger RNA of Thermochaetoides thermophila DSM 1495, 1854 nucleotides long. RefSeq lists its product as uncharacterized. The transcript is spliced from 3 exons. Lineage: Eukaryota; Fungi; Ascomycota; Sordariomycetes; Sordariales; Chaetomiaceae. The record is from RefSeq and is a predicted model, not a curated record. The coding region runs from base 1 to 1854 and encodes 617 amino acids.
AUGGCGUCCACUCUGGCAGCGGAUGUCUCCUUCGACUUCACUUUCUCCUGCCCCCCGGCAACACCUCCCAACUUCAACUUCGACCCCUCUCUUCUCCAGAUCCCCUACAAUGCCAGUCAUGGUCGCUCCAGCUCCCACAGCUCAGUCUACUCCUUCGAGUCUUCUCCCUCUGAGGACUCCAACCCUUCGGCUGUGAGCACUCGCCAAACAACCCCGGCCCGUUCUCCUAUCCGAACUCACGGCCCUCUGCUUCUCCCCAAGAUCCGAAGCCAAGACCAGGAUGUUGCCGCCCCGGCAGUCCCUCCCUCGCGGGUUGCCAAGCGUGCCCGGACGUCCCCCAGCCCGGUCGGCCCGAACAAAGCCCCCUUCCGGCCGUCCCAUCAGCGCAGCAAUACCUCCCCAGCGGCCAUCUCCUACCCGACUGUGCCGGUCUCCCUCCCCUCGGAAAAGAUCCCGGCUUCCCUGCUCUGCUCCCCGGCCAACUUCACCCGGGAACCCUCCGUCAUCGACAUCGACGUCUCCUCUCGCCAGGUCUCCCCCUGCACCAGCUUGGAGAAUGUCACCGUCGAGCCAUACGCUUUUCCGUCUUACCAAGUCGCGGCUUAUGUCCCUCCAGCUAGGACGAGCACCAGCCCGCCUCCUCAACCCCGGCAACCUCAGACGGCUCUCCCUCAACCAGACAACUUCCUCUAUCCCCCCCAACAGCCCCUCCAGUACGCUCCGAGGGCUGCCUCCCCCUCGGCUGCGGCCGCCGCGGCUGCUCCCAUCACCCCGGCAGCGCUGAUGCCCACAACCAACCUCUACGCCCACCUCACAGCCCCCAACCCAGCCCCUUCGCUAGUCCGCACCCUCUCCUUCCCCCUCCGUGACCCCAACACCCGCCACUUCUGGUGGGACAUCCGACAAGUCCGUCCUUGGAACUCCUUCACGGCUUCCACAAUCCUCUCCUUCCCCGGCGCAGCCGCUUGCCUGUCUGUCCCCGUCUCAACCGCGCUGCUGCCUCCUCCGCCGCAGGUAGGACAGCGUCACCCCGAGACGGAGCAGGCUCUGCAUACGAUCUAUGCACAGCACUAUCUGCCGAGGAUAAACGCUGCAUUAGCUGUGUGCAGCACCCGGCCGUUGAGGCUGUCUGUACCGGGGUAUGCGAGAAAGGGGGCCGCGAUGAACCAGACGCUGGGAAUGCAGACGGAUUGUAUGUUUGUUGCCACGCCGGCGGACUCGACGACGGCGGAGUCGGCGGCGAUGUUGUUUGGGGGGAAGCCCACUGCGCGCGUGGUCGGGCUGGUCAAGUCCUUUGACCGCUUCAACACAGGCAUGCGCGUGGAAGGAAACGUGAAGAAGGUGGAGUAUUUGAGGGGGCUGGCGCAUCUGCAUCAUGCGAUGAGGGAGCAUGGGUGUCGGUAUGGGUUCAUCUUGACGGAAAUCGAGCUCGUUGUCGUGAGGAAUAGUGAAGAGCGCGGGGCUCCCUGGUUUGGGUAUCUGGAGGUUGCCAGCGUCCAACUGGCCAAGCACGCCUCCUCAGAAAACGGACAGACCCCAGCAUUACCCGAAGACCCGUCCCAAGUCCCCCUCACAGCCUGUCUCGCCCUCUGGGGGCUACUCCUCCUGGCGGGGGACGAGCCCAUGCCUGAACAGGCGCACUGGAAGGCAGAGAUUGGCGCCCCCGCGGAAGGGACGAGGAGAAAGGUUGCACCAAUGGCGAGAGAUAGCUGGAUGCCGCAGCCACAGUUGGCGGAGAAGAGGGAGGCGAAAAGGAGUAGGGGGUGGGUAUGGCCCGAAGAUCCGAUCAGUAGGAGGGAGAUCGGGAAGAGAGGGGUUAGAAUAUUGGCCAUUGACUUCCAGCAGCCUGGCUAG